CGUAAAAUCUAGUGGACGGAACGCUUCUUCAACAACUGCAGCCACCUCGGUAGUUAGCUGGACAACAAAGUCGGAACAUUCAAGUUCUUUAGACAAUUUACUGGUUUAUUUGCCACUAUGAUUUAAACAUACUUAUGUGGAAACAACGAGCUACCCCAUUUAGUUUAAUAUUUAAAUUAUAAGUCAAAUUGCUGGCUGGUUAAGUAAGCACUAGUCUAGUCGCUAAUGCUAACUAGCUAACAUCUCCGACCAUGAGCUCACUCAACUACUCUCCUGCUGAAGAAGAGGAGGUCUGCUGGACUGAGAAAGAAGCUCUCGUGAAAGAGGAGGAGGGAGAAGAGGCUGUUACAAUACAAAAACAAGUAGAGGGUGAGGCUGUUACCGUGAAAGAAGAAGAGAAAGACGCCUUCAGAGUGAAAGAGUUCGAAGAUGUUACUGUGAAAGAAGAGGAAUAUUCGGUUUUUGGAGUGGAGGAUGAAGUGAAAGAUGAAGAGGUUUUGGGAAUGAAGGAUGAAGAGGGGGAGAUUACUGUCACAUUAGAGGAGGAGGAAGAAGAGAGGACUGGAGAACUGAUUAACACCAGUAAAUACAGAGAAAGACAGAAUUACUGUGUAUCCUCUGGGGAGCCUCAACAACAUCAUGAUGCUGACAGGGCAGAGAAGAGUCUCUCCACAUCAGAACACAUCAAGAAACACCUGCGCAGAUCCACAAGGAACAGAUCUCACUGCUGUUCAGAUUGUGGGAAAUGUUUAAAAUCUUCAUCAGAACUUAAAAUACACCUGAGAAAUCACACAGGAGAGAAACCUUACUGCUGCUCUUACUGUGGGAAGAGUUUUACUCUGUCAACCUGCCUGAUAUCACACCAGAGAACACACACAAGAGGAAACCCUUAUAGAUGUGAUCAAUGUGGGAAGAGUUUUCCUCAGGUAAGAAACCUGAUAUCACACCAGAGAAUACACACAGGAAAGAAAUCGUAUAGCUGUGAUGAAUGUGGGAAGAUUUUUACUUGUUCUAGCUAUCUUGUUGUACACCAGAGAACACACACCGGAGAGAAACCUUUUAGCUGUAACCAAUGUGGGAAGAGUUUUACUCGGCCAAGCAGCCUGAUAUACCACCAGAGAACACACACAGGAGAGAAACCUUAUAGCUGUGCUCAAUGUGGGAAGAGUUUUACUAUAGCUAGUGUGCGGACUAGACACCAAAGAGAACACACACACAGGAGAAAAACCUCAUAGCUGUAAUCAAUGUGGGAAGAGAUACUCUGAUAAUAGAUAUCUGAUUUUUUUAAAAUUUUAUUUCACCUUUAUUUAACCAGGUAGGCUAGUUGAGAACACGUUCUCAUUUACAACUGCGACCUGGCCAAGAUAAAGCAUAGCAGUGUGAACAUUAUUGUGGCAGUUUGUGUACAUAGCACAUUUUAUGUUUAGGUUUAAGAUAUCAAACUCUUUCUAUAUAUUGGUUAUUAAUUUAGACACGUUAACUGUGUUUUGACAUGGGGGCUAUUCCACCGAAAUGUAAUUGAAAAGAAGACGAUGCCCAACGUCCAAUAUUUGUUUGGUUCUAGUUGAAAAUAUGUAUUUUCGGGUCAUUUUUUAAAUGACUUUAAACCAACGUAAUUUCAGUAGCCAAGUGGUUAGAGCGUUGGGCCAAUAACCAAAAGUUUGCUGGAUCGAAUCCCCGAGCUGACAAGGUAAAAAUAUGUUGUUCAGCUCCUGAACAAGGCAGUUAACCCACUGUUCCUAGGCCGUCAUUGUCGAUAAGAAGUUGUUCUUAACUGACUUGCCUAGUUAAAUAAAAAGUGGACUAUCCCCUGAAGCUAGUGAUUUUUUAGAUUCUACAAAGAGAAUUUAGAGAAAAAUAAUACGAUUGUGUAUUAUUAUUUAGAAAUAUUUUUUUCCUGUCUUCAAUUGUUGACAGCCAGCAGACACCAUGUCUAUAUUGGUGAAGGUGAAGCAUUGUAGUUGAUUAUAAUGUGAAAUGGAAGUUGUUUUCUGUUGGUGAGCAAACUUGUCCAACAAUAAUAUAGGAUAUAUUUGUCUUAAGGGUGAAGAUUUUACAGGCUUUGGUUUUUCCCAUUUGUGUUUUGAGUUUGGACUUUAGCACGUCAAGCGUGUUAGCAGGUAGGAUGCACUGAUUGGUGUCACCUCCUUAGUCAGUAUGUGUUACACCUGUGCUGGCUUGUCCAUCUCGUUAGUGGGAAGGUGUUUCACCUGAGCUGGUCCAGGUUGUAUUUAAGAGUGUCUGGCCCAGUGCUCCAGUCAACACCUUUAAGGUUUGCUUCCUGUCUUUAAGUUUGGUGUGGGUUUUUCUUUUGUUUGCCUCUUCUUGGGCAGAUUUAGUGGGUCUCACGGUGGGUGUCUUUUAGGUCCCAGUUGUUGUUACUAGUCAAUUUUCAGUGGGCACCCUCAGUUUCUUUCAGAACCCUUCCUAAAAAAACGAGCUUAAAUUUUGGGUUGGAUAUUGCAUCCGAUUAAUAUUUAUGUUCAUUAGUCUUUCAAUUGUUAGUCUUCUGUUGUGUACUAAAUAUGUUUACAGGAACAAACAAUGAAAAUAAAGCCAUUGUUGCAUUCAUGCCUGAAAUGUGCUGUAUAAAGAAAGCUUGAUUUGAUUUCAACAAAAUUGUAUUUUUUAUUUCACCUUUACCAGGUGGCCAGUUGAGAACAAGUUCUAAUUUACAACUGCGACCAUGCCAAGAUAAAGCAAAGCAGUGUGAAAAAAACAACACAUGGGAUAAACAAAAGUACAGUCAAUGACACAACAGAAAAAAUCUAUAUACAGUGUGUGCAAAUGGAGUAAGGAGGAAAGGCAAUAAAUAGGCCAUAGUGGCGAAAUAAUUUAAAUUUAGCAAUUAAACACUGGCGUGAUAGAUGUGCAGAAGAUGAAUGUAGGGGUGCAAAGGAGCAACAAUAAAUAACAAUACAGGGAUGAGGUAGUUGGGUGUGGCUAUGUACAGAUGGGCUGUGUACAGGUGCAAUGAUCGGUAAGCUGCUCUUUCCGCUGAUGCUUAAGGUUAGUGAGGGAGAUAUAUGAACCCAAUGACCGACCAAUCGCAAGACUCUUGGUCCCUCUUAGUAUGACAAUCCGUAUCAAUCCCAUAUCAAAGGAUUCAACAACUGAAAACAGAAAAACAAAUGGAUCAAACAGAUCAAGCCUGCUGAAGUUCUGGUGGAGUGGUAAACACCACCCCCGGCUCUACCAGGGGCUCGAGGUGGUCUCCCACAGCUCUGCUUAUGUCAUGUUCUGUGACCUUGCCGUUCCAUUUCUUG
This is a messenger RNA of Oncorhynchus keta (chum salmon), 3266 nucleotides long. RefSeq names its product zinc finger protein 271-like. The coding region runs from base 252 to 1235 and encodes 327 amino acids. Gene Ontology annotation, biological process: negative regulation of transcription by RNA polymerase II. The record is from RefSeq and is a predicted model, not a curated record. Gene Ontology annotation, molecular function: DNA-binding transcription repressor activity, RNA polymerase II-specific. The transcript has 2 exons. Lineage: Eukaryota; Metazoa; Chordata; Actinopteri; Salmoniformes; Salmonidae.